This is a messenger RNA of Trypanosoma cruzi, 609 nucleotides long. RefSeq names its product ribosomal protein L13, putative. Gene Ontology annotation, molecular function: mRNA binding; structural constituent of ribosome. The record is from RefSeq and is a predicted model, not a curated record. NCBI's taxonomy places the organism in Eukaryota, Euglenozoa, Kinetoplastea, Trypanosomatida, Trypanosomatidae. The transcript has a single exon. Bases 1 to 609 code for a protein of 202 amino acids. Gene Ontology annotation, cellular component: ribosome; mitochondrial large ribosomal subunit. Gene Ontology annotation, biological process: translation; negative regulation of translation.
AUGCACCGGGCGAGCAGAAUUGCUGCGGCGCCAUUCAAGAGUGUACUGCGCCGCCACAAGCAUCAUCCUGAGGGGCUUCCUCUUUACAAUGAGAUGUCCAAGCAAUGGCUGUGUCGGGAGGGGGAGCGUUGGUGGAUUCUUGACGCCAAGGGUGAGCAACUCCCGCGUGUGGCGGCCGUAGCAGCGCAGUACAUCACGGGCCAACAUCGACCAGACUUCACUCCCGGAAUGAUAUCCGGUGAUCAUGUCAUAAUUGUCAACAUCAAAGACGUGGUUAUGGUAGGAGAUGAGUGGAUACGUGUGCCCAUCACUUGGCAGACGGCCUACCCAGGUGGAAAGUAUCGUAUUCGUCUUACUGACAUGUAUGAGCGGGAUCCUUGCAUGCUGAUGUGGUGGUUCUUAAAAGACGAAGUGAAUCGUCACUUUGUUCGUAAAUUAAAGACACGUGUGGCACCUUUGGAAAAGGCGUGGCUGUAUGAAGACAGCGUGCACCCGCAUGGGGAGAAGAAUCCAAGGCCGCUUUGUUGGUCCGAUCCAGUAGUGAGGGGUUGGAAAUAUACGGAUCCCCAAUUUAUCAGGCGCUGGAAGCCCAACGAAUUUAUCACUUAA